AAAAACCAAAACGUUUGCCUUUCACAUUCCCAACCCAACUCAGUGAUUCAUCAUCAAAGUUUAUAAAUAAAAUCCAAACUUACAUUUUAUUCCGCAAAACAACAAUGGCAGACUCUUCUUCUUCUUCAACUCCAACAAUAGUUCAAAAAAAAAAACUCCAACAAUAGUAAGUUUAAAGCUUCUAAUCGACGUCAAGUCCAAGAAAGUUCUAUUUGCUGAAGCCAGCAAAGAAUUUGUUGACUUCCUGUUUCAUAUCCUUUCACUACCAAUCGGUACUGUAAUCAAGCUUCUUCGAAAGAACUCAAUGGUGGGCUCACUUGGUAACCUCUAUGACAGCAUAGAGAACUUAAGCAAUACAUAUAUGCAGCCAAAUCAAAGCAAAGAUGCUGUUUUGAACCCCAGGAUAGCAAACUUUGGGGCUCAUGUCCCACUUUUAUUACCUAAUGAAGACGGUUCGGUGGAUAGGAAGUUCUACAGGUGCGCUAGUUAUAGUAGUGGUCAUGUCACUAUAACUGAUGAUCCUAAUGCAUUGUGUCCUCAUUGCCACCAACGCAUGAACACUGUGAUGACCUUUGUGGCUGGUAAUGGUGCGGCUAAAGUGGCGGGAGAGGGUGGUGGUUUUGUGAAGGGGGUUGUGACAUACAUGGUAAUGGAUGAUUUGGUGGUUAAGCCCAUGUCCACCAUAUCUAGUAUUACUAUGUUGAACCAGUUUAAUGUGAAGGAAGUUGGUGUUCUUGAGGAGAAGGUGGUAUCUUUGGAAAUGAAAGAGGGUCUGAUGUUGCUGAAGGCCUCAUUGCAGUGCAAGAAUGUGCUUACCAGUGUGUUCCUGUCUUAAAGGUGCUGUUCUGCAUGAAUGGAGUUGGUGUUUUGUUUCUAAAGUCAGUAUGUUAUGUUGGUUUGAAGGAAAUGUUUUGCUUCUUUCUUGAGUAUUGUUCUUCAUUCUGAAUUUAUCUAUUAAUAAUUAAUGCUU
Molecule: messenger RNA, 970 nt
Organism: Helianthus annuus (common sunflower)
Lineage: Eukaryota; Viridiplantae; Streptophyta; Magnoliopsida; Asterales; Asteraceae
Exons: 2
Coding region: 305-835 (176 amino acids)
Source: RefSeq, a predicted model, not a curated record